UUUUUGGUUGCUUAUCGUUUCGGCAGAUUAAGACUAGACUUGGCCGAAAUCGUUUGACUUGCUCGCUCAACACGCGACUUGACUCUGAUACUGCAGCGGAAUAGGAGCGUUGCCAAGGUCGGUAUAAUUGAGUCUUAGAAACUAAUACUGCCAAUGACUAUCUUUGUCUGCAGCUUCACUCGGCAUGUAUAAGUAGACCAGGUCUCGACCCCUUGGUUGUCACUCUUCAUCAUCAUCAUCAAAAUACUCGCCACUUCAGACUCUUUCUUACAAGUCGCAAAUAUGUCGUCGAAACUGAAGGAGUAUCUUCAUGUUGACUACAAGCCCGGAGAGAGACGUCUUGUUCAAAAGAUUGACUUUUUCAUCUUGACCUUUUGUUGUCUGAGUUACUUUGUCAACUACCUUGACCGAAAUAAUAUCAACAAUGCCUACGUGUCUGGAAUGAAGGAGGACCUUGGGUUCGAGGGCGACCAGCUGAACCAGAUCUUUACUUGCUUCACUGUUGGCUAUGUCAUCGGCCAGGUUCCCUCCAACCUCUCCCUCCAAUACAUCAAGCCUCGCAUCUGGUUCCCUCUCAUGAUGGUUCUCUGGGGCGGUCUCACCAUGGCCACCGCUUCCGUUCAGAGCCCCAAGUCCAUCAUGGCAAUUCGCUUCUUCCAGGGCAUCUGCGAAGCGUCAACCUUUGUCGGCACACACUAUAUUCUCGGAUCUUGGUAUACAGAGAGAGAACUGGGCAAGCGAAGUGGUAUCUUUACUGCUUCUGGCCUGGCGGGAACUAUGAUUGGAGGAUUCAUCCAGACGGGUAUUCACUCAAGUAUGGAUGGUCGAAAUGGAUUGACCGGUUGGCGAUGGCUCUUCAUUAUCGAUGGCCUCAUUACCAUCCCCGUUGCUAUCUACGGCUUCUUUCUAUUCCCCGAUACACCGCAUACGACCACCGCCUUUUACCUCUCCGAAGAGGAGCGAGCCCUAGCUAGAUCGCGUGUUCCUCCCGCUGAAGAACGACCCAAGCUUACCUUUGGCUAUGGAAAGAUGGUUCUCACAUCUUGGCUCUGGUGGGGAUUCGUUAUUCUCUGGAUCAUCGCCGGUGAGACCGAGUCUUUCAGCACCAACGCCCUCUUCGCCCUCUUCCUCCAAAACCACCCGACCAAAACAUACACUGUCGCCCAGAAGAACAACUAUCCCAGUGGUGUGCCAGCCGUUGGUAUUAUAUCUACGCUGUUUUGGGCAACAUUGACCGACUUCCUGUCUGGAAAGCGAUAUCUUGUUGGGUACUUCAUUGGCAUCACUGGAAUCGCCACAGCUAUCAUGGUCUUGGUUGCUUCCAAGGACCCUACGAACCCACGUUCUACCACGGUUGUCUUCGCAGCUUACUACUGGGCCGGUUCUGUCUACGCGUGCCAGGCUACCUUCUUCGCUUGGUGCAACGAUGUCAUGCGUUAUGAAUCAGCCAUGUUCCGUGGUAUCGUGUUGGCUGGCAUGAACACGGGCAGCAAUACCAUCAAUGCUUGGUGGAGUAUCGUCUUCUAUGGUGCCUCAAUGGCUCCGUGGUUCAUUCGAGGCAUGUGGGCAAUGAUUGCUGUUAGCAUCGCCAUGAUCAUCUGGUGUACGGCUUUGACUUACAAGUGCCACAAGUAUAUGACCAAUGUGGUCAUUGCUUGCGAGAGAGAAAGCCUGGAACAUGAGAAGCAGGUUGUCGGAAAGGAGGAUGCUUGAGUGAUGUGUUCUGUAUUAUCUUGCAUUCUUGAUGAUGGAUUGUCUAGCGUUCUUUGCAAUGGGAGUUAGUUGAUAUACUUGAAGCGCGUUUGUGCAACUUGGUUGCUCACAUUGGUUUGCCAUUUCAUUCACGGUCAUGUGAGAACUCAAGGUUUGCCUAACGAACUUGAUCCAAUGUAUUUCCAUUUGACAAUGGCUAACUACCUAUCUCCGUUCCACCCCAUCUCACUAUCCAAUACGCCCUCCAAUACCUUCGUGUCAAAAAGCAAAACGCCAAGGGUUGUUCCCUAAAUGUCCUCUGGGGUAAUGAUGCAUUCACACCCGUAAUAAACCAUGGUAUCUGUUCCCAAAACCCGAGAUUUUGUACCAGUAAACGAUCGUCGUGAAACGUAUGAGUAUCCUAUGUAAAGCGAUUGUGACCUUUUAUAAACUCCGAUGAACCGCCGUUCUAUCUGACUAAGAAAAUAUAUGAUUAAGAAGUGAAAGGUGAAAAGUCGUGACUGGUUUGCUUUAACCGUAGAACCAGUAGAGAGUGGUGUAAGAGGUGCUGUCGGUGCCCUUGGCCUUGCAGCCGUGAGAAACACCACCAGCAGUCAUGACGCGGUAGACGUAGGAGACACCAAUGCUACCGCCAGCGUCACCGAGGUAGAGCCAGUCGACAGCGCCGGUACCAUCGGGACCAGCGGAGGCAGUAGAAGGAGCCUUAAUACCGUCGAGCUUCUUGCAGACGAGAAGUUGGUUGGCCUUGUCGAGGUCAAAGGUAGGAACUCCAGCAGCGUUGAAGAAGUGAUGUCCGAGGUAGGGGAGCUUCUUCUGGAGGCCUUGAACCUUAAGAUCUUCCUUCUUGGGGAAAGGGUUGGUGGUGGAAGCUCCGACGCCGUUUGUGUUGAGGUUAAGAGGGACCUUUCCGGUGCUGAGGACAUCGCCAGUGAAAGAGGCCCAUUUGUCGGGAGUUAGAGAUGAAGGGCUUUGGCCUGGGUAGAGAUGGGUGAUGUCGUAGAGAACAGCUAGAGCACCAACGGCAGCGGGAGUAGCAGCGGCAUCAGCACAGGUGUAGUUCUGAAUGCCGAAGCCAAAAGCGAUGUGCUUGAGAGCUACACCUUGAGGAGGAGCAGGGAGUUCAGAA
This is a messenger RNA of Fusarium odoratissimum NRRL 54006, 2839 nucleotides long. RefSeq lists its product as uncharacterized. The coding region runs from base 283 to 1713 and encodes 476 amino acids. Gene Ontology annotation, biological process: pantothenate import across plasma membrane. The transcript is spliced from 4 exons. NCBI's taxonomy places the organism in Eukaryota, Fungi, Ascomycota, Sordariomycetes, Hypocreales, Nectriaceae. Gene Ontology annotation, cellular component: plasma membrane. The record is from RefSeq and is a predicted model, not a curated record. Gene Ontology annotation, molecular function: pantothenate transmembrane transporter activity.